GGUAGCUCUCGCGGUAUUUGCCCUGCCAGCCCCGGACACCGGCCGCACAAAGGGACCGGACACUGUGAGGCCAGCCUGGGGUAGGAGGGACCGUACGGUAUAUACCCUAAGCUUGUAAGUUAAAAUAAUGGCAACUCCAACAGCAGUGAACCCAACUGAAAUGACUACAGAUAUCCCCGGAUCAGUGAGUUUGCCAGGUGCGGCAAUGGCAGCAGGGCAGGUGAGGAUGGCAGGACCCAUGCCAGCUCGGGGAGGAAAACGGCGGUCAGGAAUGGACUUUGAUGAUGAAGAUGGAGAAGGUCCCAGCAAAUUUUCAAGAGAGAAUCACAGUGAAAUUGAAAGACGUCGGAGGAAUAAGAUGACACAGUACAUCACAGAGCUGUCCGACAUGGUUCCCACCUGCAGUGCCCUCGCACGCAAACCUGACAAGCUCACCAUCCUGCGCAUGGCCGUGUCCCACAUGAAAUCCAUGAGGGGAACAGGGAAUAAAUCCACGGACGGAGCUUAUAAACCCUCCUUCUUAACCGAACAGGAGCUAAAGCAUCUGAUACUAGAGGCCGCAGAUGGAUUUCUUUUUGUGGUGACAGCAGAAACUGGGCGAGUAAUCUACGUAUCUGACUCUGUCACCCCAGUUCUAAACCAGCCUCAGUCGGAGUGGUUUGGGAGCACUUUGUAUGAGCAGACACACCCAGAUGAUAUAGAAAAACUCCGGGAACAGCUGUGCACCUCAGAGAACUCCAUGACAGGUCGGAUUUUGGAUUUGAAAACAGGCACUGUGAAAAAAGAAGGACAACAGUCUUCUAUGCGUAUGUGUAUGGGAUCCAGACGGUCAUUCAUUUGUAGGAUGAGGUGCGGUAAUGCCCCGUUGGAUCACUUACCUCUUAACAGGUUAAGCACAAUGCGGAAGAGGUACAGGAAUGGACUUGGACCUGUAAAGGAGGGAGAGGCACAGUAUUCUGUGGUUCACUGUACAGGGUACAUUAAGGCCUGGCCCCCAGCAGGUAAGAGAGGAAUGACCAUCCCUGAAGAAGAUGCAGAGCUGGGACAAGGGAGCAAGUACUGUCUGGUUGCUAUCGGGAGACUGCAGGUCACAAGUUCUCCUGGGUGCGUGGACAUGAAUGGAAUGUCUCUUCCAACCGAAUUCUUAUCACGGCACAGCACGGAUGGAGUCAUCACGUUUGUAGACCCCCGGUGCAUCAGUGUGAUUGGGUAUCAACCACAGGACCUCUUGGGAAAAGAUAUCAUAGAGUUUUGUCACCCAGAAGAUCAAAGUCACCUUCGGGAAAGUUUCCAACAGGUUGUGAAGCUGAAAGGACAGGUGUUGUCAGUGAUGUAUCGUUUUCACACCAAGACGCGGGACUGGAUGUUACUCCGCACCAGCAGUUUUACUUUCCAAAACCCAUAUUCUGAUGAAAUUGAGUAUAUUAUAUGCACCAAUACUAAUGUGAAGCAAGUACAGCAGCAGCAGGCUGAGAUGGAGGUUCAUCCAAGGGAUAGCUUGUCCUCCUAUGACCUAUCACAGGUGUCUGUGCCAAGCCUUGCAGGCAGCGUUCACGAAGGGGGGAAAUCUGUAGUUGAUAAGCCGGAUCCCAUCUUUUCCCAAGACCGUGACCCCCGCUUCGCUGAGAUGUUUGCUGGAAUUACAGCCUCUGAGAAGAAGAUGUUGUCCGCAUCUGGCAGUGGAACUCAGCAACUCUACUCAACGGGCAGCCCCUUCCAGCCAGGACACAGUGGCAAGUCAUUCAGCUCCUCCGUGGUCCAUGUCACUGGAGUAAAUGAAAUCCAGUCUCCAACAGGCACUGGGCAGAAUUUAACCCAGAUAUCUCGUCAGAUUAAUGCUGGGCAAGUCUGGACAGGAAGCAGACCUCCAUUUCAGGGGCAGCAAAUCACUUCUCAGUCCAGUAAAGCUCAAUCUUCUCCCUUUGGAAUCGGAACAAGCCAUACGUAUACAUCAGAUCCUUCUACGUACAGCCCACUCUCCAGCCCUGCCACCUCAUCUCCUAGUGGGAAUGCCUACUCUAGCUUAGGAGGACGAAGUGCUGCAUUCACUGAAACAGGACAGAGCAGUGGUCAGUUUCAGGGCCGAGCGUCUGAGGUCUGGUCUCAGUGGCAGAGUCAGCAUCAUAACCAGCAGAGCAAUGAACAGCAUUCACACCAGCAGCCAGGACAGGCCGAAGUUUUCCAGGACAUGCUACCAAUGUCUGGAGAUCCCACUCAAGGCACCGGUAAUUAUAACAUUGAAGACUUUGCUGACUUGGGGAUGUUUCCUCCAUUUUCUGAGUAAUCUCUAAAGAAGCACAUCAUCCUUUUCUCUACGUGGCUUACCAUAUAUCAGCUUUGCAACUGUACAUCGGUGGGGAAAGAUGUGGUUGGUCCAUCUGUGGGAUGGUAACACAGACCAUAGGUGACAGGAGUUUGUAGUGUUUUUCUUAAACCGUCAAUUUACUUGUCUGAGAGAAGUAUUGGGAACUUUUGAAAGCCACAGCAGAUUCUUGCACCAAAGUGAAGGAAUUAUUAUGAACAUUCAUGGACUGCUCCACCUUUUAUCAAAGUACAGUCUUAACCGUUUUCCUACCUGGCCUUCUGGAAACAAUUGGUUAGAUCUGUAUGGCAAGUUAUUUGUAAAUCAAAACAUGUAACUAUUACAUAAAUUAACAACGGAUGACACACUCAAUACCUUAUGAAUAAAGAAUAAUUGAUUAGAUGAACUUCGUUAAGAUUAUUUAAGAGAUGUGAGUCGUGUCCAUAGGAGGACUUCUCACUCCCAGAGUUUGUAACGGACCUCACACUGUACACGACAGCCUUUCUAAGUCCCACCAGCAGGAGUGUUUUACUUUCUCCUCUAUCAUCAAUAAUAUACUCAACUCAUCUGAAGGGGACUGCUCAUUUUAUGUUCUGGGAUUCAGAAACCCUGCGUUGUAUUUCAUUAAGAGGAGAAACUCAGCUUAUUUAUAAUCUGACUAGAGAGUUGAUGUUGACUCCCGUUCUCUGUCUCUAUCUCUGGCUCUUUAUCUCUUGGAGAGAUUCAUUUUCUGGAGCUUUUUCCUGUCCUGAUACAAACAGGGAAGUCUUCAUGUAUUGUCAAUGUGACCUGUCUUGGUUACUAAUCUGUCCAGCUAAUAUGUUGUUGUGAACAGUAACGUAUAAAUGGUGUAUUUUGUACUACUGAAUGUCUUGUACUAUUGUGCAUUGCAGUGUGCAUAGCAUAGCUAUGCUCUCUUUUGCUGAUGUCAUUUCAAUAAAGGCUGACUCCGG
Messenger RNA from Pelobates fuscus (common spadefoot toad), 3255 nucleotides. It is a transcript of the gene ARNT2, whose product is annotated as aryl hydrocarbon receptor nuclear translocator 2. The record is from RefSeq and is a predicted model, not a curated record. The coding region runs from base 128 to 2284 and encodes 718 amino acids. Gene Ontology annotation, molecular function: DNA-binding transcription factor activity, RNA polymerase II-specific; protein dimerization activity; RNA polymerase II cis-regulatory region sequence-specific DNA binding. Gene Ontology annotation, biological process: regulation of transcription by RNA polymerase II. Lineage: Eukaryota; Metazoa; Chordata; Amphibia; Anura; Pelobatidae. Gene Ontology annotation, cellular component: transcription regulator complex; cytoplasm; nucleus. The transcript has 20 exons.